This is a messenger RNA of Homo sapiens (human), 6042 nucleotides long. RefSeq names its product retinoic acid receptor alpha (gene RARA). Lineage: Eukaryota; Metazoa; Chordata; Mammalia; Primates; Hominidae. The transcript has 10 exons. Gene Ontology annotation, molecular function: transcription coactivator binding; mRNA regulatory element binding translation repressor activity; DNA-binding transcription factor activity. The record is from RefSeq and is a predicted model, not a curated record. Gene Ontology annotation, cellular component: cytoplasm; nucleus; perinuclear region of cytoplasm. Gene Ontology annotation, biological process: female pregnancy; regulation of DNA-templated transcription; regulation of myelination. The coding region runs from base 3237 to 4625 and encodes 462 amino acids.
GAGUGGCCCCUCAGGUCUGUUUUGGGGACAUUCACCCAGACCCCAGCUAAUGCGCGCCCCUUCCCCUAAACCAUUUAGUCUUGGAAGCUGACUCUGCCCUCUGGGACCUUUUCUUCCAGGCCACUCCUUGCUCAGACUCCAGUCUCAGGUGGGAUGGUCCUCAGAACCGUGUGAUGUGACGGUGGGGCCUGUCCCAAAAUACAAACCCCAAUGCCCAGUUUCCAGUCCUCUUGGAAGCAUGGGCAGGACAGGACUUAGGCUAGGCUGGAGGGGUGGUUUCUUUUGACCUCUGUGGGGUCUAUUAAUAUUUGGGAGCACUGCCUGGGAUCUGGGGUGAUAGGCAUCUGGGGAUGGUAAUCCUGUCCCUGCGACAAAUAAGCGGGGUAAUCUCCGCUUGCUCAGUACCCACACCCAUCUUGUGUCGGUAGUUUUGGGAGUGUGGGAAGCUGGCAGGGCCCCUGGCAAGAUGACCAGUGUUGUCUUGACUUACUGGGUUUUGGGAAAGGAGUAUGGCAACUGAUACCCCGGCUCCCAGGGCUUUGGCUGAACAUUCUCUCUGACGCCUGCUGUCUUUCCUCCCUCUACUCCCCUCUCCACCCUCUGGCUGCUGUCUGGAGCCCACACAGUUUGUGGGGGGAUGCACGGUGGGGGGCAGGGCCUGGAUCUCCGUGUGUGUCCAGGGAGUAUUCUGGGAAUUGGCAGGAUUGGCUGAGGGUGUCUUGGUGUCCCCGCAGGGUGGGCGGCAUGUGGGGACCUAGUGUGAGAAUGUGUCAGCGUUGGUGUGUCUGUCCCCAGUCUGGCUCGGGUGUGGGUGUCUCGGGUGUGGGUGUCUCUUGCUUCGUCUGGAUCUUGCCUCCCGCUCCAGUCCCGCCCUCCCCUCGCUCCCCCCUAGCUGGGACCGCCUGCUUGCUUUCCCUCUCUCCCCACAACUGGAGCCUCCCUUGCCUGUUCCUGGAAUUUGGAGAGGAGGAGGAGGAGGAAGAGGCAGGCAGACAGACCUCCCACACUCUAGCCCGCCCACCUGGCAUCAUGGGGAAAUGAAAUAGGUGCUAUGGAACUACAUUUUCCCUGGCUUCCCUAGACCCUCCAGCACACAUCAUGAGGGCCAGGGGCCAGCUCUUAUGGAAAGGCCAUGGGCUGUCCAUCCCUCUGGCCAGUGACACCUCCUUCUACUUAACAUCCUGCCCCAAAGGGCCCCUGCUGGACCUCCAGGCACCACUGUCAGCCUGGGGAGCCGGUGGGGGGAUUAGGCUGCUGCCAGGCUGGCCCGCACCUGUUGCCAACCCCAGCCCUAUAACUGGAGCUUGCUAGGGAGGGGGCUGCAGAAUGACAGGUGUAAUUUCUGCAGCUAGGCAACUCCACCCCCCCAACUGGAUAUGCCUUUCCCUUCUGCCGGAACAAGGGAAGACUUCCCCUUCGCCACUCCAAGUGUCAACCUGAUCUUAUGGAUGAUGCCCCUGUCCUGCCUGAUGACCCCCACCCCCAUCCCUGGCUGCAGAGCUGGGCUGCCCUCCUUCAAGUUUUCAGAGCUGUGCUGCCCUGGCAGGGCUAGGGGUGUGGGGGUGUGUAGAUGGGGGUGGUUCUCUGUUAAUGUUUUAAUUGCCUAAAAACUGGGAGCUCAGCUCUGGGCCAGUGGGGAGUCUGGGUCUGGCUGGCCGCCCGGUUUGGGCUAAAUAUAGUCUGGGACAUCUGCAGAGAAGGGGAGGGGGGUGGAGGGAGGUUCCAUUCCCCCACCUUCAGCCAAGGUGCCCUCGUCUGGGCGGGCACCUUGGAGCAGUGAGGGGGAUUCCUCAAGCACAAAAGGCAGGGGAGAAGUGGCAGGGAAGAGGUGGCAGGGGAGAGGUGGCAGGGGCUAGGCACAGUUGGGACCUUGCUUGCCUGGAGGCCAGUAGAUGCCGGAGAUGAACCUGGAGGCUCAGGACAGGGCAAGAGUGGGGCACGCCGGGGCUGGGUCCUCUGGCUGUUCCCUCUCCCCACAGAGUUACUUGAGGUCAGGCAGUCUCCAUGUGUCACUGUACCCCGCAGGCAGUGUCACCGUGACCCACUCGCUGUGUGUCUGUGUGUACACACCUACCUUGGAGUGGCUUUAUCCCGGCCCUCCCCCCGGAGCCUCUGUCCCCUGGGUCCUACCGCAGGUCCUCAGCCCUCCUUCCCUCUGUCCCUCGCCCUACAGUGAAACCUUCAGCCCAGGAAUCGAGACUUGAGAAGGGGAAGCUGCGGUGGGGAGUUCUCUGAUCUCCAGUCACGGCAGGAAGUGGAAAAGAGGGGGGUUAAGGGGGGGACCCAUGAGUGGCAGGCAGGGAGGGAGAGCCCUGUCAGUCCUGUGACCCACUGUGCAGAUCAAGGAGGGGUUGGCCCCCUUCCUAGUGGUCCCCCUUCCCUCCAGCUCCAGGUAGGAGAAACCUGGGGGACAGCUGAUUCCCCAGGGGGUGCAAACAAUCUUCAUCACCCCCCCAACACUAAGAAAAAAAAUGUCUUCCUGUCACGUGGCUGUCACUUCCUGUCCCACUGUGGUUCCUGGGAUGUUUGUUGUUGGUUGCCAUGGUGAUGUCUGCCGUGGGCACUACCCCUGGUUCUUGUGGGGAAGGAGCUACCCCUCCCCACCAGGCUGGGGGGGUACUUGGGGGACUUGACUAGGGGGUCCUUUCAGGCUGAGUGUGUGUGGUCUCUGAUGCCCCAGAUUCCCCAGGACCCCCCAGACUUCUGUCUGUGGGGAGGAGUCACUGCCACCUACUCAGACUGAGUGCUGGGGAGACUGUGACCGCAUCUGGCUGUGCCUGACCGUGGCUGUGACUUUGUGUGUGACUCUGGGGUGUAACGCGUGGGCAGCUAGGGAUGCUGAUGCUGGAGAAGGGAUCCUGGCACCUUCUGAGGCAUCACAGGACAUGGCCCCCUCAGCCACCUAGCUGGGGCCCAUCUAGGAGUGGCAUCUUUUUUGGUGCCCUGAAGGCCAGCUCUGGACCUUCCCAGGAAAAGUGCCAGCUCACAGAACUGCUUGACCAAAGGACCGGCUCUUGAGACAUCCCCCAACCCACCUGGCCCCCAGCUAGGGUGGGGGCUCCAGGAGACUGAGAUUAGCCUGCCCUCUUUGGACAGCAGCUCCAGGACAGGGCGGGUGGGCUGACCACCCAAACCCCAUCUGGGCCCAGGCCCCAUGCCCCGAGGAGGGGUGGUCUGAAGCCCACCAGAGCCCCCUGCCAGACUGUCUGCCUCCCUUCUGACUGUGGCCGCUUGGCAUGGCCAGCAACAGCAGCUCCUGCCCGACACCUGGGGGCGGGCACCUCAAUGGGUACCCGGUGCCUCCCUACGCCUUCUUCUUCCCCCCUAUGCUGGGUGGACUCUCCCCGCCAGGCGCUCUGACCACUCUCCAGCACCAGCUUCCAGUUAGUGGAUAUAGCACACCAUCCCCAGCCACCAUUGAGACCCAGAGCAGCAGUUCUGAAGAGAUAGUGCCCAGCCCUCCCUCGCCACCCCCUCUACCCCGCAUCUACAAGCCUUGCUUUGUCUGUCAGGACAAGUCCUCAGGCUACCACUAUGGGGUCAGCGCCUGUGAGGGCUGCAAGGGCUUCUUCCGCCGCAGCAUCCAGAAGAACAUGGUGUACACGUGUCACCGGGACAAGAACUGCAUCAUCAACAAGGUGACCCGGAACCGCUGCCAGUACUGCCGACUGCAGAAGUGCUUUGAAGUGGGCAUGUCCAAGGAGUCUGUGAGAAACGACCGAAACAAGAAGAAGAAGGAGGUGCCCAAGCCCGAGUGCUCUGAGAGCUACACGCUGACGCCGGAGGUGGGGGAGCUCAUUGAGAAGGUGCGCAAAGCGCACCAGGAAACCUUCCCUGCCCUCUGCCAGCUGGGCAAAUACACUACGAACAACAGCUCAGAACAACGUGUCUCUCUGGACAUUGACCUCUGGGACAAGUUCAGUGAACUCUCCACCAAGUGCAUCAUUAAGACUGUGGAGUUCGCCAAGCAGCUGCCCGGCUUCACCACCCUCACCAUCGCCGACCAGAUCACCCUCCUCAAGGCUGCCUGCCUGGACAUCCUGAUCCUGCGGAUCUGCACGCGGUACACGCCCGAGCAGGACACCAUGACCUUCUCGGACGGGCUGACCCUGAACCGGACCCAGAUGCACAACGCUGGCUUCGGCCCCCUCACCGACCUGGUCUUUGCCUUCGCCAACCAGCUGCUGCCCCUGGAGAUGGAUGAUGCGGAGACGGGGCUGCUCAGCGCCAUCUGCCUCAUCUGCGGAGACCGCCAGGACCUGGAGCAGCCGGACCGGGUGGACAUGCUGCAGGAGCCGCUGCUGGAGGCGCUAAAGGUCUACGUGCGGAAGCGGAGGCCCAGCCGCCCCCACAUGUUCCCCAAGAUGCUAAUGAAGAUUACUGACCUGCGAAGCAUCAGCGCCAAGGGGGCUGAGCGGGUGAUCACGCUGAAGAUGGAGAUCCCGGGCUCCAUGCCGCCUCUCAUCCAGGAAAUGUUGGAGAACUCAGAGGGCCUGGACACUCUGAGCGGACAGCCGGGGGGUGGGGGGCGGGACGGGGGUGGCCUGGCCCCCCCGCCAGGCAGCUGUAGCCCCAGCCUCAGCCCCAGCUCCAACAGAAGCAGCCCGGCCACCCACUCCCCGUGACCGCCCACGCCACAUGGACACAGCCCUCGCCCUCCGCCCCGGCUUUUCUCUGCCUUUCUACCGACCAUGUGACCCCGCACCAGCCCUGCCCCCACCUGCCCUCCCGGGCAGUACUGGGGACCUUCCCUGGGGGACGGGGAGGGAGGAGGCAGCGACUCCUUGGACAGAGGCCUGGGCCCUCAGUGGACUGCCUGCUCCCACAGCCUGGGCUGACGUCAGAGGCCGAGGCCAGGAACUGAGUGAGGCCCCUGGUCCUGGGUCUCAGGAUGGGUCCUGGGGGCCUCGUGUUCAUCAAGACACCCCUCUGCCCAGCUCACCACAUCUUCAUCACCAGCAAACGCCAGGACUUGGCUCCCCCAUCCUCAGAACUCACAAGCCAUUGCUCCCCAGCUGGGGAACCUCAACCUCCCCCCUGCCUCGGUUGGUGACAGAGGGGGUGGGACAGGGGCGGGGGGUUCCCCCUGUACAUACCCUGCCAUACCAACCCCAGGUAUUAAUUCUCGCUGGUUUUGUUUUUAUUUUAAUUUUUUUGUUUUGAUUUUUUUAAUAAGAAUUUUCAUUUUAAGCACAUUUAUACUGAAGGAAUUUGUGCUGUGUAUUGGGGGGAGCUGGAUCCAGAGCUGGAGGGGGUGGGUCCGGGGGAGGGAGUGGCUCGGAAGGGGCCCCCACUCUCCUUUCAUGUCCCUGUGCCCCCCAGUUCUCCUCCUCAGCCUUUUCCUCCUCAGUUUUCUCUUUAAAACUGUGAAGUACUAACUUUCCAAGGCCUGCCUUCCCCUCCCUCCCACUGGAGAAGCCGCCAGCCCCUUUCUCCCUCUGCCUGACCACUGGGUGUGGACGGUGUGGGGCAGCCCUGAAAGGACAGGCUCCUGGCCUUGGCACUUGCCUGCACCCACCAUGAGGCAUGGAGCAGGGCAGAGCAAGGGCCCCGGGACAGAGUUUUCCCAGACCUGGCUCCUCGGCAGAGCUGCCUCCCGUCAGGGCCCACAUCAUCUAGGCUCCCCAGCCCCCACUGUGAAGGGGCUGGCCAGGGGCCCGAGCUGCCCCCACCCCCGGCCUCAGCCACCAGCACCCCCAUAGGGCCCCCAGACACCACACACAUGCGCGUGCGCACACACACAAACACACACACACUGGACAGUAGAUGGGCCGACACACACUUGGCCCGAGUUCCUCCAUUUCCCUGGCCUGCCCCCCACCCCCAACCUGUCCCACCCCCGUGCCCCCUCCUUACCCCGCAGGACGGGCCUACAGGGGGGUCUCCCCUCACCCCUGCACCCCCAGCUGGGGGAGCUGGCUCUGCCCCGACCUCCUUCACCAGGGGUUGGGGCCCCUUCCCCUGGAGCCCGUGGGUGCACCUGUUACUGUUGGGCUUUCCACUGAGAUCUACUGGAUAAAGAAUAAAGUUCUAUUUAUUCUA